AUGGCUGACAGAAACUCGAUUGGUGAGGAUGCCUCAAGUUUGAUUGGCAACACUCCAAUGAUUUAUUUGAGGAGAGUAGUUGAUGCGGAUUGUACAGCUAAAGUUGGUAAGUAACUUUUCUUUGUAAUAAAUUUUUUAUUUGUAUAUUUCUUUAGGGCAUAAGUUAGUAAAGGAGAGAAUUUUUCUGUCUUAAACUUGAAGGCAGAUUUAUAAGGUGAAAAAAUUGGCUUUUAGGGAGUUUUGUUUUAGGUGAUAAGACAAUUUUUUAAUAUAAAUUUCAGCUGUAAAACUCGAGUACCUAAACCCGGCAUGUUCGGUGAAGGACCGCAUUGGCUACUCGAUGAUCAGAGCCGCAGAAGAAGCUGGAAAGAUUCGACCCGGCGUGACAACUUUGAUUGAGCCUACAAGUGGUAACACUGGUAUUGCACUGGCAUUUAUUGCUGCUGUUAAAGGAUACAAGUUGAUUAUUACUAUUCCUUCAUCUAUGAGUUUGGAAAGAGUAAGUAUUCCUUUAUUUUUUUUAUUUUAGGUAAUCACUAUUAGCUUGUAUUUAUUCAAAAAAUGUACAAUUAUGUACGCUCACUUUGCAGAGAACACUGCUACGCGCCUAUGGUGCCGAGUUGGUAUUAACCGACCCUUCAAAAGGUAUCAGCGGAUCGAUUGAACGAGCUCAAGAACUUGCUCAAAACAUUCCUGAUGCUUAUGUUCUCCAACAGGUAUCAUUUUUUACUGUUUUUUUAUAACUUAUUUAUUCUCUCGUAUUCGCUCAGUUGGUAUAUUUUAACAUUUUAUCUAAAGGAGUCAUUUUAGUUUGAGAAUCCAGCAAAUCCUCAGAUUCAUUACGAAACAACAGGACCAGAAAUCUGGAAACAAACCGAUCAUAAAGUAAAUGUAUGCGCAUUUGGUGUGGGAACCGGAGGUACAGUCACUGGAGCUGGGACGUUCUUAAAGGAACAAGAUCCAAGUAUUAAGGUAAUUUGUGUUAUUACAAUUUAUUAUCAACUUUAAAUAAGUAAGAAACUAGUUUUUGUUAAUUUAUAUCGCUCUUUAGAUAUAUGCAGUAGAGCCGGAGGAAUCUGCAGUUUUGAGUGGAUUUGCACCUGGACCUCACAAAAUUCAGGGUAUGUUUGUCAUAACUUUUGGUUUUUUGCUAAAUUUUGUCUAGUAGUUCUUAAAUAGUGGUCUGUUUUUAAAUAUCAAAAUUUUACUUUUUUACUUUUGGUACUGUGGUUUUUUAUCACAGAUAAUUUUGUUUAAAGUGGUGGUAACAUGUUUUUUAUUCGUUUAGGAAUUGGAACUGGUUUCAUUCCGACGGUAUUUGACAAAAAUAUUUGCGAUGGAGUGAUUCGGGUACAUUCUGAUGAAGCCAUCAUAAUGGCAAGAAGACUGGCGCUGGAAGAAGGACUCCUGUGCGGAAUUUCCAGUGGUGCUAACGUUUGUGCAGCUGUCCGACUUGCUAAGCAGCCAGAAAAUGCAGGAAAAUUGAUUGUUACAGUACUACCCAGUUUCGGCGAACGUUACUUGUAUGUUUUUUUUUCUUGUUUUUUAUUAUUUAUGUAGCUACAAAUGUAGAUACCUUUUAUCCGAAAAUAAUAUAAUUUAAAAUACGAUAUAAUUCAGGUCUUCUGCCCUGUACGCCAGCAUUCGGGAUGAAGCCAUGGGAAUGCCUGUUGAAUCAUUGGAAGAGAAUCUAAACAGAAUUAAACUUCAUGAAUUUCCCGAGGUAGCUUUGGACAGUUAA
Molecule: messenger RNA, 1741 nt
Organism: Bursaphelenchus okinawaensis
Lineage: Eukaryota; Metazoa; Nematoda; Chromadorea; Rhabditida; Aphelenchoididae
Source: the annotation of a GenBank genome assembly